UUGGGGUCUCGAGGACCGCGUUGACAGCUUCGACGUGCUUCGAGGACGAGCGAGCGAUGGCGCCGACGGAGCUCGCCCUGCCCAGCGGCCGAUUGCAGCGCUGGGGUCUCGCGUUGCUGUUUGUGGUGAAUGUCGCGUGUGGCGCAGAUCCGUGACGCAGAGCUAUUCGUGGGAGACGAGGUGGUACGAGCAGAGGCUGGACCAAUUUAGUUCGAGAAACGCUACCUUCCCGCAGAAGUUUCUGCUGCGAGCCCAGGAAUGGGGCAAGGCGGAGUCGAAGGCCCCGAUUUUCUUGCACUUCUUGCAACGAAGGGAAUAUCGAGUGGAGCGGCGAGAUCACAGGGUUUCUGUACGACAUAGCUCCCCGUUACAAAGCUCUGCUCGUGUUCCUGGAGCACAGGUACUACGGCGAAUCCAUGCUGUUCGGAAGUCAGCAAGCAGCUUACAAGGACGCGGACUCUCUGGCUUUUCUGAACAUCGAGCAGAUGAUGAGAAUGUCUUCGUCACUCUCAUCACGGAUCUGAAGCGGAACCUGUCAGCUGAAGUUUGCCCCGCGGUGCUGUUCGGUGGAUCCUAUGGAGGCAUGUUGGCUGCAUGGAUGCGGCUCAAUUAUGCCCACAUUGCAAUCGGAGCCAUCUCGUUGUCUGGUCCGAUUUUGUGUUAGAUAAUCUUUUCGUUUCUUUGUUUUAUUAUAAUCUGUCUAUAGUUACUAGUAGCAACUGUUAUUAGCAUUGUGUAAUUAAAUGCUUCAAACUCCUGCAUGGAUUUCAUGCUGUGUGAGUAAGUCCGAGUAUCAAGGCAUGGUCCCUACAUGUUCAUAAUGACUAGUAAGUGCGUGUCAUGCACUCAAGUAAGUGUUAGUAGUAUAUAAACCCCCUUUACAUAAGAAAAGGCAACAAGUCAUUUUGCACCACAAUCAGUUCGCGUCAGUUCUAUUACUCUCGUGUAUGUUUUCUCUCUUGUGUUGUAUAGGUUUGAGCAGGGCAGUUUGUCGAAUAAUUUAUCUGGGUCUUGAGUGUUUUGUGUGAUCUAGUUGCAGCGGGCCGUGCAAACCAACAUUCUGCAGUUAAAAGAUUUGGCAUCUCCCUACUCCUUCACUCACACAGUGAGUGCCAAUUUCAAGGCCGCCAGCGAGUCAUGCUACCAAACCAUCAGGGACUCAUGGACUUUGAUGGAACGAUUGGGUUCAGCGAAGGAAGGGUUGCGUAAGUUGAGCAGCCAGUUCCACAUGUGCGCUGAUCUGCAUGAUUCGGGCGAACUGGGCGUCUGGACCGACAAUGCUUAUGCGUAUGUUUCCAUGGUGAAUUACCCUUAUCGGUCAUCAUUCCUGCAAAAUUUGCCAGCCAACCCUAUCAACGAGAUCUGUAAGGCAAUGGAUUCGAUUCCUGAGUCAGAUUCCAUGGCCAGGAUUUUUGCCGCGAUGGAUGUGUACUACAGGAGAAACACUGGAGACCUGACGUACUUCGACAUUUAUGACGAUCCUCACGGCAUGAGUGGUUGGGACUGGCAAGAUUGUACGGAGAUGGUGAUGCCUCAUAGUAACCGGAACACGAGCAUGUACUUGCCUUUCGAGUGGAAUUUCGAAGACUUCGCCUACUGGUGCGAGAAGAACUAUGGGGUGAGACCGCGAUCUCACUGGAUUGUGGAGGAAUUCGGUGGCCAGGAUAUAGAGGCCGUCUUGAAGAGGUUUGGUAGCAGCCUUGUCUUCUCGAAUGGAUUGGUUGAUUUGUGGAGUGGAGGCGGUGUCCUGAAGAACAUAUCUGCUUCGAUUGUGGCUCUGGUAACCGCGAGGGAGCUCAUCAUUUAGACCUCUGGGCGAUUCAGCCUGAAGUCGGGCCUCAGUGGUUAGUUCACCAGCGAAAUGCGGAAUUACAACAUAUCGACAGGUGGCUGCUUGAGUUCUAUGCGGACAGGGAUGAUGGGCAUGUGGAACAGGCUUGACGGAAUUUCUGUGAAACUUCGGGUUUUAUUUUGGCCAUUGACUUCUCUUACUCUAUGCUCUAUGACUUCAUCAUUCGUUCCCAGUGACAGAGACCUCCACGUGACAGAGACCUCCACGGGUGGCCGCCGGAGUCACUGGACCCGCAACUCCGCUGGAAGGGUUCCAUCGUCCGUCCAUCCGAAGGGCUCCAUCAUCCGGUGGAUUUGAGGUUCUUGAGCAAAACGGUCGAAGCAAUCGACUGAAAUCACAAAAUUAUAAGUGCAUUUCUGCAUCGAAGUAAAAUGAGAAGUCAGAAUUGUUCGUCUUGAGAAAAGAGUUCUUGUUGAGAAGAACGUAAACUGUCAUGACAGUUUACAAUAUUGUACCAUUACUUCUAGGGCUCCGAUAACGUUCGGGUAGAACCCGAAAACCCGAGUUCGGGUAAAGGGCUGUAUCCGACUCGAAACCUAGAGGUUAAAGAAAUUGAGGGUCUGCUAGAUUUCACAUGCGAGGCUUGUUUGAAAGUCAUUGCGGGAGGUUGUUAUUCUUUCGAAUGAUCGAUCCUCAAGGGAAAGGGAGGGCUGUCAUUCACCUGCAGGCUCGGUGACCUUGAUCGCGUCCCGAAGUCUAGACUUUGAAGCUUGAACAAAAGGUGAAAUUCAAAUCUAGGCUACAGCACACUGCCAGUGGCGUUCAAAUGCUACAGAGGAUUUUUAGGUGCUGAGAAUCUGUGGAGCUCAGAUUCUCCGGCGCCGUGCGGCAGAUGUGGAGGGGAAAGUGAGGGCUUCAAGGAAAUCGGCAAGCGGGCCCUCCUUUCACAGGAAAGCUCGAGAAUGUUGGAAGGAGGGCUGGGAUUUUGCAGCGUAGAAGGAUGGAUUCUAUAAUUCUUUGGAAGCCUGGAUCGGACGAAAUGCUGGACUUAGAUUACUUAUACA
This is a messenger RNA of Marchantia polymorpha subsp. ruderalis, 2856 nucleotides long. NCBI's taxonomy places the organism in Eukaryota, Viridiplantae, Streptophyta, Marchantiopsida, Marchantiales, Marchantiaceae. The record is from the annotation of a GenBank genome assembly.